GAGGUGCUGAUUGGCCCAAAACAACUGACAAUCUGGUGUAACAAAAAUUUCCAAUGUAAACUCAUUUUCCCUUGGUUUCAGCAAUUUUAACUCUAUAUAUAGAGAUGUCUCUGUCAGAAUUGCAUUGUUAGCGUCGCUUGAUAAACUUAAUUGUCUCACAUCACUGACAGUAGAGAUCUAUUGAUGGGUCUCAGCCCCCGGGUAGUUGCUGUCUUGCUCUGCCUUCUAGCAUGUACUGGGAACUCUACCCACGGAUGCGACGGCAGAGCCUUGAAAGAGAUCAUCCACAUUUUGAACCAGGUCACAGAAAAAGGGACGCCGUGCACCGACAGAAUGAACGUAUCAGACGUCUUUACAGAGAGGGAGAACACCACGGAGAGGGAACUUAUCUGUAAGGCUUCCCAGGUACUUCGCAAGUUCUAUAACCCACAUGAUGAGAUUCUGUGCUUGAAGAACAAUCCUCGGCUUCACAAAGACCUGAAAAGACUCAUCAGGAGCAUCAGCGGCCUGCUUCCAUCACCGAGGGGCUGGACUCUGGAUCCUCUGAUGGGACCAAGAGAAGAGGAGACCACAGGCUAAGGACAGACAUCAAACACAUGCGAGGAGAAACUUCAGGAUUAAAUGCAAGUCUUGGGGCUUGUGAUUGGAGCAGUUAUGGAGGCCAUCUAGCCACAGCCAGCGCCUGCUGGGUGGACUGUAGCUUGUCGCUGACAGCAAAGAUGGUACCAUUGGCUGUCUCCCAUCAUCCCUGUCGUCACUGCUCUGCCCUCAACCACUGGAUAGGUUAUUUCUAACUGGCAAUGGGUAAUCAGUACCUAGAGGAUAAAUACCUAACAAAACCAUA
Messenger RNA from Myodes glareolus (Bank vole), 844 nucleotides. RefSeq names its product interleukin 4 (gene Il4). Gene Ontology annotation, biological process: interleukin-4-mediated signaling pathway; immune response; regulation of immune response. Gene Ontology annotation, molecular function: interleukin-4 receptor binding; growth factor activity. The record is from RefSeq and is a predicted model, not a curated record. Gene Ontology annotation, cellular component: extracellular region. Lineage: Eukaryota; Metazoa; Chordata; Mammalia; Rodentia; Cricetidae.